Molecule: messenger RNA, 1614 nt
Organism: Medicago truncatula (barrel medic)
Lineage: Eukaryota; Viridiplantae; Streptophyta; Magnoliopsida; Fabales; Fabaceae
Product: geranylgeranyl transferase type-2 subunit beta 1
Exons: 8
Coding region: 468-1229 (253 amino acids)
Biological process (GO): protein geranylgeranylation
Cellular component (GO): Rab-protein geranylgeranyltransferase complex
Molecular function (GO): Rab geranylgeranyltransferase activity
Source: RefSeq, a predicted model, not a curated record
CAGAAGACAUGAGACUGAGAGUGUGUUUGGUAGACGUGAAGUAAGAAAAAGGGGGAGAGAGAGAGAGAGAGAGAAUCUCUCUUGUUUGGCUCAGAAGAGAAACAGAAGACGUUGAGACUCAUCCUCCUUGAGAUUGGAAGAGCUUGAUCCAUUUUCGUCUCUAAUUUACAGGUUAGAAUAAACUCAUCAUCAUUAUCUUUGGUGAAAGUGAAACUGUAACAGUGUAUUCCCUUUCUUUUAGCAUGAGCUGGCAAUUACUUGGUAUUAGAUGAAUGCUUAAGAGUUAAGUUUAGGUAAUUAGUGACUUAAUCCUGUGGUCAAACUACCCUUUAUAUACAGCCUUUUGGCCAAAUGAAAUAUAUAAAACAUUACUUCUCUUCACUCUUUCAAAUCCCUGAGAUUGGGUAUCAACGGUUUAAUCCCUAAUACCUUUUUUAUUCUAAUUACUUUGCUCCGGAGAAGAGAAGAUGGGAGACCUGGUUGCUGAGAAACACGUUCAGUAUAUACUAUCUGUUCAAAAGAAGAAAGAUAGUUUUGAAUCUGUUGUAAUGGAGCAUCUCAGGAUGAAUGGAGCAUACUGGGGAUUGACUACCCUUCAUCUUCUGGGGAAGCUCGACACCGUAGAUGUUCAUGAGGUUGUUUCCUGGAUCAUGUCUUGUCAGCACGAUGAAGGGGGUUUUGGUGGAAAUGUUGGACAUGACCCACAUAUCUUGUAUACACUUAGUGCCGUGCAGGUGCUUGCUCUCUUUAAUAAGUUGGAUGUUAUUGAUGCAGAUAAGGUCACAAAUUAUAUUGUCGGCCUGCAAAAUGAAGAUGGGUCUUUUUCAGGGGAUAUAUGGGGUGAAGUUGAUACCCGGUUCUCAUACAUUGCUAUUUGUUGUCUAUCGUUAUUACAUCGCUUGGAUAGAAUAAAUGUGGACAAGGCUGUCAAAUACAUUAUAAGUUGCCAAAACAUGGAUGGUGGUUUUGGUUGCACACCUGGUGGGGAAUCUCAUGCUGGACAAAUUUUCUGUUGUGUGGGGGCCCUUGCUAUAGCGGGGUCACUAGAUCUUGUUGACAAGGACCUACUUGGAUGGUGGUUAUGUGAGCGACAAGUUAAAUCUGGAGGUCUGAAUGGGCGUCCAGAGAAACUCCCUGAUGUAUGCUACUCAUGGUGGGUUCUUUCUAGCCUGAUCAUGAUUGACAGGGUUCAUUGGAUCAGACACAGACAAUGGUGGGAUUUCAGAUAGACCAGAUGAUGCUGUGGAUGUCUUCCAUACAUACUUUGGGGUGGCUGGACUUUCACUUCUUGAAUAUCCUGGAGUGAAACCGAUAGACCCAGCUUACGCUUUACCCGUGGAAGUUGUGAAUAGAAUUUUCUUUAGUAAAUGAAUUGGAGUUCAACAAACAUUAUCAAGUAAUGAGAACCGUCUUGAGUUUAGAUUCAUAAGAUCUUUAAUUUUAACUUUUUUGAGGUGAAAGAUCUUUAAUUCUUAUUUUUAGCUGUAUUAAAUUUCCUGUAUAUAACAUCUUGUUUUUCUGAUGUAUGACUGGGUGAGUGUGUCACAACCAGACACUUUCGUUUACAAUUAUUUAUUACAUUAUUCUCGAGGAAUUCAAUUCUACAUUCAACUA